AUGACAGGUGAAGAUAAGGUGGUAGAAAGGAAAGCUGUUGGACCACAAAAGGCCCCACCGGCAUACAAGGAAGGUCAGAAUUAUGAAGACUGGCGGUUGGAUAUUGACCUAUGGAAUACUUUCACAUCCUACGAAAAGAAGCGUCGGGCAACUGCAUUCCUUUUGGAAUUGUCUGAGGGACCGGUGAAGAACCAUGUGAGAUCGUUAGGAAUAGACGUCUUAACUGCUGAUGACGGGUUGGACAAAGUUAUAAAACGCCUGGACAGUAUAUACCAGGAGGACUCAUCUCACAUGGCAUAUCGAGCAUAUUGUCGAUUUGAAAAGUUUGAACGUCAAGAGGGUAUGAAUCUUCAGGCAUUUAUUUCUGAAUUCGCUAAGUUGUAUGAAGACCUGAGGAAACACAAGAUGGAACUGCCAGAUGCAAUACUAGCAUAUAGAGUUCUAAACAGUGCAAAUCUGUCAAGUGAAAAAGUGGAUCUUGCACUGGCAACGGUUAAAGCGUUUACAUAUGCAGAAAUGAUCUCAACGAUAUCAAAGAUUUUUUCUGUACAUGUGAACAGAUCAGGACUUGACCAAGUGACGGGGUCUUGUAUCAAGACUGAACCAGAAGAGUCAUGUAAUUUUACCUCCCAUGGUUACAGACGGAGUAGAGGACAAGAUAGAGGAGGUCCCAUGAGGAGUAGGGGAACUCUUAGAAAUCAGGGGAAUCCGUAUGUGAGAGGUAAGAGGCCCAGAUCUCAGAUCAAUUGCUUCAACUGUGGGAAGAAUGGUCACUACUCAAGAGAGUGUACUAAUCAAGCAGCACCAAACCCAAAUUGGAGAUCUGAACAAGGGACAUCGAGAAAUUUCUUGGUUCAAGGUCAACCUGCUGAGAUGGAAGUAGAUGACUCAUUGUCACGUACAUACAUAACAUUGCUUACUACAGUGGCUGAUCCAGAGUCUGUGCUUUACCAGCAAAACAGUGAAGUGAAUUCACUAGUUUUUGAGACUCUUUCUUGUGCAGUUAUCGAUUCAGGUUGUACAAAAUCUGUCGUUGGCGAGAAUUGGGUCAGCCAGUACAUAGAAACACUUGAUGAUGCUGAGAGAGGGAUCAUGAUGUCUUCAACUAGCUGCCAGACACCUUUCACGUUUGGAGAUGGUAAGUCAGUUGUGUCAAAUAAGCUCAUUAAAAUUCCUGGAAGAAUCGGAAGCAAAAGAAUCUUGAUUGAGGCAAAUGUUGUCAAAUGUGAUAUUCCUCUUCUGCUGAGCAAGCCUGCAUUAAAAAAGGUUGGUGCAAUCCUUAACUUUCUUGAAGAUACUCUCGAGUUCAAUGGAGAGAAAAUACCCCUUUUGGAGUGCAAAUCUGGACACUAUUGUGUGCCUAUCUGUAACAAAAAGAGGAGUCUUGUGGACUCCAGUGUGAAAGUAUUUCUCACAGUUACAGAUGAAACUUUUGGUGGGAACAACAAAAAGCUUAUGGCGAAAAAGGCACUUAAACUCCACAGACAGUUUGCCCAUGCACCGAUGUACAAACUAAAGACCCUCCUAAAGAAUGCAGGUUUUGACUCUAAACUAUUUCUUGAGGUACUAGAGGAUGUAUGCCAAAAGUGUGAAGUGUGUCAAAGAUACUCUAAGCCAAAGCCCAGACCAGUAGUUGGUCUCCCACGAGGAACAGUGUUUAAUGAUUGUGUAGCUAUGGACUUGAAAACGGUCCAGGGAGAGGUAACAUUUCUGCACAUGAUUGACUGUGCUACACGAUAUUCAGUUGCAUUGUUGGUUCCAAAUAAACGAAAAGAGACAAUUGUAGAGGCAAUCUGUUCUGGGUGGAUAGCACAGUUCUGGCCUCCCCGCCGUUUUAUGGCCGAUAAUGGAGGGGAGUUUUCUAAUGCAGAAUAUGUAGAAAUGUGUGAGAGAUUCAAUAUCGAAUCACAACAAUCGGCAGCUGAAAGUCCUUUUAGCAAUGGUAUGGUUGAACGCCAUCAUCAAGUUCUAGCUGAAAGUAUGAUAAAGACAAAGCAAGAUUCGAAUUGUUCGUGGAAAACAGCUUUGAGCUGGGCACUUAGUGCUAAAAACUCUUUACAAAUGACGGGUGGGUAUUCACCCAUGCAGUUGGUUAUGGGUAGAAAUCCAUCUUUCCCCAAUGUGAUAGACAGUAAGCUUCCUGCAAUGGAAUCGAGUAGUAGUGUCUGUAGUGAAACUGUAGAGAAUCAUCUAAGAGCAAUGAGGAUUGCCAGAGAGGGGUUUAUAAGAGCAGAGAAUAGUUCCAAGAUCAUGAGAGCUUUGAAAAGCCAGGUCAGAACAUGUAAUGAUGUUCAUCUCGAUCCAGGGGAAAAGAUUUUCUAUAAAAGAAACAACAGUGACUCCUGGCAUGGACCAGGUGUUGUCAUAGGUCGGGAUGGUCAGACGUUUGUUGUAAAGCAUGGAUUUCAAAUCAUCAAGGUACAUCCUUGUCACAUUAAGCCAACAUAUGUCCCUGAAUUAGAAGAAACUGGUAAUUUGAAGGACAAAAGUGAUCCCGUCAGUGUCAAAGCUCCUUCAGAAUCGAACGAUGAUGAAUUAUCUGACUUUGAGAAAAAUAUGACAAGAACAGAAGAAAGAAAUCUGGAUGAAAAUGACAGUUUGCCAUUGGCUCAGGCGCAAAUAACUGAUGAAAUAGAUACUCCUUCUAGUGCUCCUGUAAGCACAGCCAGUGUUAAUGGUAAUGGAAAUAAAAACCUGCCUAAGACGAAAACUUCUGUGAUGUACAAACCCAAGUACCCUGAAGAGGGAGAAGAGGAUGUCUGGGAGAAGGCUUACAUCCUUAGUAGAGCAGGUAAGGCUGGAGGAAAAUACAAAAACUGCCUGAACAUUCAGCUUGAUGGGGAGGAAGAAACUCAUUGUGUCGACUGGUUUGAGUUAACAGAGGAAUGGCACGAAGAUACAGAAGAGGAGCAGGAACAUGAAGUUAUGUUUACAAGCGUUACAGAUUCAUGUGAACAAGCAAUUGUUGAUGCUAAGGAGGCAGAGCUUGAAAAGUUUUGUACCAAUAAAGUCUAUGAGGAAGUUCCUGAUGAAGGUCAGAAAACGAUUGGUGUGAGGUGGGUAAUCACAAAGAAGAUAAAGAAUACCACGAAUGUGUACAAGGCACGGUUAGUUGCUCUAGGCUAUCAGGAGAAAAAUCAAGCAAUACGAUCAGAUUCCCCAACAUGCAGUAGGGACUCAAUCAGAUUGGCAAUUACUCUUUUGCAAGCAGAGCAUUGGAAACUGCAGCACAUUGAUGUACAGGCUGCUUUUCUACAGGGAAAAGAUAUCUCAAGAACAGUAUACAUUAAACCACCAAAUGAAGCUAAGGUAUCUGGAAAAUUGUGGAAACUCCUCAAAUGCAUCUAUGGCUUGGUCGAUGGUCCAAGAAUGUGGUAUGUCGAACUAAGAGAUACCCUAGUAGAGCUUGGUGUAACAGUGUCAGUGUACGAUGAAUCAUUUUUCUUUUUACAGAGAAAUGAUAAGCCGUGUGGGAUCAUAGUGAUCCAUGUUGAUGAUCUUAUGUUUGGAGGACUGGAAAUAUUCAUCAAAGAGGUCAUUGGUGCCUUAAAAAUGAAAUACAAGCUCAGUAUGGAAGUCGAUACAUCCUUUACGUACACUGGGCUCGAUCUCAGUCAAAGUUACAGGGCAAUCAAAAUAUCACAGCUGGGUUAUGUAAAUCAAGUGAGCAGAAUCAAAAUCGACCAGAACAAAGUAAAACUGAAUGCAUGUCCAAUCAAUGAGGCAGAAAGAAGUCAGUUGCGAUCAGUAGCAGGACAGCUGCUCUGGGCAGCAACACAGUCACGACCAGAUAUUGCGUAUGGCACAUGCAUUGCAUCCAACUCCUAUGCUUCGGGAACGAUCAAAGAUCUGAAACUGGUGAACAAGACAAUUGUGUUUAUGCAGAAAAACCCACUGUCAAUCAGGUUUCCUUCACUUGACCUUCAACACACAACAAUGGUUGUAUUCAGUGAUGCUUCCUUUGGUAACCUGGCUGAUGGAUCCUCACAAGGUGGGCAUCUUGUAUUGAUGGUUGACCGAUCUGGUCAGUGCUGUCCACUUACAUGGCAGAGUAGAAAGAUAAAGAAAGUAUGUAAGAGCACAUUAGCUGCUGAAAGUUGGGCAUUAGUUGACGGCCUGGAGUCUGCUGAGCUGAUUAAAGCGCAGUGGAAUGAAAUUGUGAAAAUAGAUGUUCCUAUAGUCUGUAUAACGGAUUGCAAGUCUCUCUUUGAUGCUGUGAAAACAACAAACACCCUUGAAGACAAAGGGUUGAGGAUUCCCAUGGCUUGUCUAAGACAACGAUUCAACAGAAAUGAAGUACGUUAUGUGUGGGUUCCAACAAAUCUCCAGCUUGCAGACUGUUUGACAAAGGCUGGUGCAUCUUCGUCUUUGUUGCGUGAGGUGUUAGAAAAAGGGACACUUCCUAGUGAACUGAGACAGUACUCUGUAUUGUAA
Molecule: messenger RNA, 4434 nt
Organism: Bolinopsis microptera
Lineage: Eukaryota; Metazoa; Ctenophora; Tentaculata; Lobata; Bolinopsidae
Exons: 1
Coding region: 1-4434 (1477 amino acids)
Biological process (GO): DNA integration
Molecular function (GO): zinc ion binding; nucleic acid binding
Source: RefSeq, a predicted model, not a curated record